Molecule: messenger RNA, 3320 nt
Organism: Procambarus clarkii (red swamp crayfish)
Lineage: Eukaryota; Metazoa; Arthropoda; Malacostraca; Decapoda; Cambaridae
Product: kinase suppressor of Ras 2
Biological process (GO): Ras protein signal transduction; protein phosphorylation
Cellular component (GO): cytoplasm
Molecular function (GO): ATP binding; protein kinase activity
Source: RefSeq, a predicted model, not a curated record
CCCUCCACGUGCCGCCCACCAGCCUCCAGGUGCCUCCCGCCCACCCGGGCCUUACCUUGUCUGGUCUCAUGGGUCUGCCUCUCAAGACCGUGGAGGUGGUGGAGAUGAGAGAGGGCGGGGGCCAGGAGCUAGACCCCGGAGUGGCCGAGCUACUGGGCUCAGGUGACGAGCGCACCGCUGCGCUCAGGACUUCGCAGCGGUUCUACCUGCGGCUGGUGCAGUGGCUGGGCCGCAAGCGUCGGCCGGGCCGGACGCCCAGGUCGGCCGAGCACCACGCUAAAGUGCACUAUGGCCUCCGCCCGGAGGCGCCGCCGCACGACACCAAAACCGCUCGGAGGAGGUUCGCCGACCUGCUGCGCCGUGCUGCGCGGGGCGGGUCGUGGGAGGAGGGCCGCACGCUGCUGGCGCAGCAGGAGAGCGGGUACUCCUCGCCCAACAUAUCCGCACAGCACACGCCCACCGCCCACCACCGCCUGGUCAACCCGCCCGGGUUCAUGCGCCGCUCCCUGGAGCUCUCCCCGCAGCGGGCGCCCUCGACCAGGCCGCGCAUGUCCCUCCCCGCCGACCACCUCCGACGGACGCUCGACGGCCGCUUCUCGACCCAGGCGGCCGAGCGCCGCAGGCGGCUAUCGCGGGGCAAGACCAUCAGCCAGGACGAAGGGUUCCCGCCGACGCUGACCACGCCGCAGGAGCCCAACUGUACCGCCCGGCCCAACACCCCGCUGGUGACGAGCGCUCGGAGGAUGUCCCGCCCGGGGUCGUCGAGCAGAGAGGAGAGCACCGGGGAGGAGAGCGGCUUCGAGGAAGAGGAGCCGGUUGAGGUGCGGGUGCCGCCGCUGGUGCCGGAGGAGCGGCGGGACUCCGGCUCCUCGACCACCACCCAGCCGGCCACCACCCACGACCCGCUGGCCGAGUGGGCCAUCUCCUGGGACCAACUCCGCUUCGGCCACGUCCUCCGCCGCGGCUCCACCACCAACAUAUACAGGGGGCGCUGGCAUGGCGACGUCAUGAUCCAUACCUUCGACGGCUCCGACACCAACACGGAGCGCCGCUUCUGGGAACUGGUGUCGAGUCUAUCCAUGAUCCGACACGAGAACAUUGUGCUGUUCAUGGGGGCGUGCAUGGCGCCGCCCAACCUGGCCAUCGUGACGGGCGUGCGGCGGGGCAUGUCGCUCCAUCAACACACAAACUCCAGGGGUUCGAUUCCCUACCCAUCUCGAGUCAACAUUGCUCGCCAGGUUGCGCAAGCCAUGUCAUACCUCCACUCACGUGGGAUCAUCCACGGGCGCCUCAACUCUCGCAACGUCUUCCUCGAGGCCAAGAUCAAGCUCAGCCUCCUGGACCACAGCAUGGCGGAGUCCGGCCCUACAGGAGAGAACACCGGCAGCCUCGCUCAGGGGCUUCUCACCUACCUGCCUCCAGAGAUGAUGCGAACGCUUCAGGUGUCUCCUCCACACGUGACUGUGCUGGCACCCCCCACCCAGCAGUCAGAUGUGUACAUGUAUGGCACUCUGGUGUACGAGCUGUUCGCCGAGGCACCGCCCUUUGCCAUGCAGCACCCACAUGCCGUCAUCUUGCAGGUGGGCAGGCGGCGCCAGCCUGCAACGGCAGACCUUCAGUGCACUCAGAACCUGAAGACGCUGAUCGGUGAGUGCUGGGACUCUGAAACCGCCCAGAGGCCAGUGUUUCCGGACAUUCUCAAAACCCUACAGCAAACACUCUCCCUCCACCGUGCUCAUUCCACCUCGGAACCCGAGAGACUGAACCGAAUGGGUAUAUCUGGCCGGAUAUCAUGCUGACAGGACGUGGACCGGCCCUCUCUGCCGGGUCGUUCGCUCACUGAAGAAACCAUCAAUGAUACUCUCAAGAGGGAACCAUUUGUCAGGCUGCCAUAGCGGGCUCGACUUGUUAUUAGUGCGCUCUCUCAGUGGUUCCAAUAUUAUGCCAAAGAAUAAGCUCCAAUGCUAUGGUGUGUGUGUGUAGAAAAGGCAAGACGAAUUUUGCGUGUUUUAAGAAGGUCACAUUUCUCAUCAACAGGUUGUGUGAAGCAGGCCGUGUCAGGCUCCUAUAACAAUGGUUCCUGGGACGAUGAGCCACAAAUGUUAACCUGUUAUACUCAAAGCUUAUCGUAACUUUUUAUACAAAACCAUUCCUCAAGUCCUUUGCAACGUUUGCCAAACUUCUCCAAACCAAAGAUGUUAUAUUAAUAUAAUGAUACUCGAUGUCAAAAGCUGUAGACUCAUGAGCUAGUCUGCUGGCAUGGCGAGGAAGCGGCGCCAAGUGAAACAAGCUUCAUACAAGCCCAAGAGUUCACAGUCUGUUUUCUGAUAUGUGAGGAUUCGGCUUCCACUUCCGUAUAACGACAGCCCUGUAGUAGUAGUAUUAGCAGUAGUAGUAGUAGUAGUUAGUGGUUGUCAGGAAGGGCUGUCGCUCAUCCUCUACGCAGACCCAAGUGUCUGUAUACCUCACUCGCUCACUCACUCAUUCACUGUCCUUCAUAAGGCCAGCUAGUCUUAAAAGGUUCUACAGUUACCAAAGUUUAGAUACAGGUAUCGUAUUGUUUUCUCCAUUACUUAUCGUUGGGAAUGGGGGGUGCAAACACACAUCUCCCUCUCACUCUGUCUUCCGUCAGCUCUAGGGUAACCGGAAGGGAUGAGCUCUUUGCCACUUGCAGUUUGCUUACACUUCCUUUUUUUGUGUAAGGGGAAAGUAAAAAUGAUUAGGAGUGUGAGUGCCACAAAGCACACAUUAACCUGCCGGCCAUUAGGGCACCUAAAAGGGUUAGAAUAUAGCUAUGGACAAUGUUAUUUUUGUCUGUCUGCUCCUCUGUGUGUGUCUUAUGUAUAAUCUUCAGACUGGAAUUUGUCAUAUACUGGUUAUAUGAAUUCUAGUUAUCAUAUCAUUGUUUCAUUUUUUGGAAUGUGAUGCUCAUUCAGAAUCAAUCUUCAAUCUUUUUGGAAGAUAUCUCAUUUUCCAAGAUUGAUGAGGGUUGCACUUUACAAGAUCGAUGAUGUCAUCUUGUACGAUGAAAUAUGAGCGAACUAUAGACUGAUGAAGAAGUCAACCUCCAAGAUUGAUGAUUAAGUAAUUUUGCAAGAUUGAAAAUGAAAUGAUCUUACAAGAUGUAGACAUCAUAGUAGAUUGACGAUGAAGGCAUCUUUCAAGCCGUUUUAAUUUCUUUCAUCCAAGGAGCACAAAAUCUUCCUCCCUUCCAUUCUCUCCACCCUAAGAUUUAAAUUCUUAUUAAGUUAUGGCUUUAGAUUCCAUUUCUCGAUUCAGUGCAGAGACAAAUGCUACUUGCAUUUGUCUCAUAACACUAA